ACUCCGGUCAAACAGGGGGCGCUGUGGAAGAUUGUGUCCCCCAAACGGUCCAUCAUCUAGACUGUAUAGCUAACCAACAAUCAGCUAGUGGCCCUCCACUAGUUUUUGACAACAAGGACUCUGUCGAGAAUGUUCUCAUCUUGACCAUUGGCCCCAAAACUGACAAUACUUACUAUAAAACUUUGUAUUCUUUGAAGUUAUACGCCAUGGAGCCGUCUGCGCCCAAAAGCAAGCUGAAAAAGCUGAGCGAGGACAGUUUGACCAAACAACCAGAGGAAGUGUUUGAUGUUUUAGAGAAACUCGGUGAAGGUUCCUAUGGCAGCGUGUUCAAAGCCAUCCAUAAGGAGUCAGGCCAGGUGGUGGCCAUCAAGCAGGUUCCUGUGGAGUCUGAUCUGCAGGAGAUCAUCAAAGAGAUUUCCAUCAUGCAGCAGUGUGACAGCCCUUACGUAGUGAAAUACUAUGGCAGCUACUUCAAGAAUACAGACCUUUGGAUUGUGAUGGAGUACUGUGGUGCCGGCUCUGUCUCUGACAUCAUCAGACUACGCAACAAGACAUUGACUGAGGAAGAGAUUGCCACUAUCCUGAAGUCGACACUGAAGGGUCUUGAAUACCUUCACUUCAUGAGGAAGAUCCAUCGGGACAUUAAGGCAGGAAACAUCCUCCUCAACACCGAGGGACAUGCCAAACUGGCAGACUUUGGAGUUGCUGGACAACUAACGGACACUAUGGCAAAGAGAAACACUGUAAUUGGUACUCCAUUCUGGAUGGCCCCAGAGGUGAUUCAGGAGAUCGGCUACAACUGUGUGGCUGACAUCUGGUCCCUGGGCAUCACGUCCAUAGAGAUGGCAGAGGGCAAACCUCCCUAUGCUGACAUCCAUCCCAUGAGAGCAAUCUUCAUGAUCCCCACCAACCCUCCUCCCACAUUCAGAAAGCCAGAGCUUUGGUCAGAUGACUUUACAGACUUUGUCAAGAAGUGUCUGGUCAAGAAUCCAGAGCAGAGAGCAACCGCCACGCAGCUCCUACAGCACCCAUUUAUCAGCCAGGCCAAGCCGGUCACAAUCCUUAGAGACUUGAUUACUGAAGCCAUGGAGAUGAAGGCCAAGAGGCAGCAGGAGCAGCAGAGAGAGCUGGAGGAGGAGGAUGACAACUCUGAAGAGGAGACAGAGGUGGACUCUCACACUAUGGUGAAGUCUGGCUCCGAGGGUGCAGGAACCAUGCGGGCCACCAGCACAAUGAGCGAUGGAGCACAGACCAUGAUUGAACACGGCAGCACCAUGCUAGAGUCUGACCUGGGCACAAUGGUCAUCAACAGUGAUGAUGAUGACGAGGAGGAGGAAGAUCAGGGAUCAAUGAGGAGGCACGCCACUCCUCAGCAGCCAAUACGUCCAUCCUUCAUGGACUAUUUUGACAAGCAGGACUCCAACAAGGCAGCCCAGCAACAGGAGAAUUACAACCAUAACCAGCCGCAGGAGCAGUCCGGCUACCACAUCCAGUCCAAGAAUGUCUUCCCUGACAACUGGAAGGUGCCUCAGGAUGGAGACUUCGACUUUCUGAAGAACCUGGACUUUGAGGAGCUGCAGCUGCGCCUGACUGCGUUGGAUCCCAUGAUGGAGCGGGAGAUUGAGGAGCUCAGGCAGCGCUACACCGCCAAGAGACAGCCCAUCCUGGAUGCCAUGGAUGCCAAGAAGAGACGACAACAGAACUUCUGAGGGUCCCUUCCUCUAGUCUCGGUUUACCAAAGUCACCAUCACCACAAAACUUACGUCCCAUUGACUCAGAGGAACUAAGAUGACCUUAUUGUCUUUGUUGAAAACCCACUGUUGUUCUGACUCCCAACUGCCUCUAAAUGAAGUUGGAUGCUUUUACAUCCAUUUUGGCUCCUGGAAUCUACACUUAUCUGCCUUGUUUCUACACUAUGUCUAGAUGCUGUUAGUCCAAAAUAUUUGUUUCUAUGGAUCCUAUAAAGUUGCCCUCCCGUGAAUAAUACUCAGGACUGCGGCCGAAGAGAGAACGCUUGGUGCAAAACUCUACUUCUGUUCUACUUCCGCUCCCUCAAGUGUUUGGGUGUAUACUUGUGGCAAGAUGGCAGUUUUUUACACCAGACGUCUCCAAGACCCGCCUGAAAGUCACAACAUGAAUUUCUCCUUUUCAACAUGAAAUAACGUUCCAUGUCACACAGAAAGCCCUCAGGCAAUCCCCAUCAACCCAUAAGGAAGCCUAUCCUCUGGCAGUAGCGGCAGUAUAAUCACAGUGGUCAAUGACAAGUGGUAUUUUCUUUCCUCAGACUUUCAGUGUAAAUAGAAUAUAGAGCCUAGUUUGGAAAUACCUGCAACAAAAAGCUGUGGAGGCUUGUCCAUGACCAAAGACAAUCAAGAUGAUUAAGUUGAGAAUGCCUUAAAAUAUUUAACACCUGGUUUUAAAAUAUGAAAUGUAAUAUUACAACUAAGUCGUGAGCUAGUUAAAUCUAUUUCUUCUCAUCCUAAAUAAGUUUUAAGUGGACUGUGGAAAGCCGUAAUAAUGGACAGAAAUGACGGAAGUCAUGUGGGUGGUGAACGGGUUAUGUAUGUUCGCAUGGUGGACUUAAAUUCAAAACAUUAAUUAUUUCAAAUUGUCUUGUAUUUAAUUAUGUUGUUUAUGGGCUCCUUUUAUAAACAUCCAGUGCAUUGUCUAUAUUGACUCCAUGCAUCUUGGUGUCUCAUAACACACCUGUCCCACUUACCCACUGCUCUUCAUUAAGUCAAAACCUGUGCUGUUACUGGACAAAAUGAUCCGCUUCUUUUGAAUUAAAACCAGAGUUGGCACUAAAAUUCAAAAAAGCAAAGCAUUCCAAAAUACUGUGACUUUUAUUUGAAUGUCCCUGCAGUCUUUAAAAAAAAAACUGCACAUUUUUUCAAGUUUUAAUUAUGUUUUUUGUAAUUGUUCCAUACUAUGAUCGAACAACUACCAAUUCAAACAUGAAUUAGAUAUUGAGCGAUCUAAUGUGCAAAGCAGUGAAGGAGACGCCCGGUGUUGGGGACAAGUAGUCCUGUAAAUUGACUAGUAACUAUAAAAGACUCAAGUGACUGACUGACAUUAAAGAAAAACCAAGCCACUGCUGCUGUCUGAAUUUCAGACUCAUUUAAAAAAAAAUUGCAUUAAGAUUUUUUUAAACAAAUUUCCCUUUAUCACUGUUUCAGCAGGUAUGAUGGAGAAUGUGCUGUUUUUGGUUUCUCCAUUACAGUUUUCUGACAUUUAGGUGUGAUUAUUGAUGAAGGAAUGAAGAUUUGCACAUGCUCAUUAUUUAUACAAAACUGUCAGUGCAGUGAUUGUUUUCUUUAAACAAAUUGAAAGAAAAUGUCAUGUGUUUAUCCUAAAAAUAUUAAUAUUGGCUGCUAUCAGAUUAUCUGCUCUCAAAUAUUUAGAGAAUUAUUGGACUCAAAAAUCCAUUGUCAGUUGGGCUUUAUUUCACAAUUUUGAAUGUUUAAUUGAAAACUCAUGCUACUCUUACAUCAUGAGAGAAAAACAUCUCUGUUGUUUAGUUUUGACAUAGAAUUUACUUGUGCUAAUAUUUACCCUUUGAAAGAAUUCUAUAUACGUGUACAAUAUUUCUGCAGGUUUCUGUUACAUAUGUUAAUACAGUCUUGAUGGUUCAACCCAUACUUACUGCAUAUUGACAUUUUUUUAUUCCAUAAUUUUAUGAAAAUACUGUACAUUAUUCUACAUUUAAACAGCUGAAUUUAAGUUUCAGCUAGUAUGGUUUCUUUCCCAUGAUUAUAUCUGUAAGCUGUUUUUUGGUCUUAUAUUUUAACUGUUCUUUCCCAGAAAUCAAUAACAUUCUUGACGUGCAUUGUUUUCAUGAAUUAAGUCUACAGUCCAUUGGCAACUUACACACAAGCAUUCACAAUUUAUUUAUUUAACAUGUUUAAAACUUUUUCUUUUUGUGACGCUGGUUUAAAUAUGGUAGCUGAUUUGGCUGUUAAUAUUUCCGCCCUUUGUCAAACGUGGCUUGAUUUCCGCGUGUUUUAGAAUGCAUGUUUAUAAUUAUGUUUGCUAUUUAGUAGAAUGCUUUUGUAUUAACUGCACAGGUAAGUAAUGUUAAUAUGGAAGCUGGGUUUGCAGCUUAAACAACAUUUUUGCUCACUACAAU
Messenger RNA from Etheostoma cragini (Arkansas darter), 4126 nucleotides. It is a transcript of the gene stk3, whose product is annotated as serine/threonine kinase 3 (STE20 homolog, yeast). Gene Ontology annotation, cellular component: cytoplasm. Gene Ontology annotation, molecular function: ATP binding; protein serine/threonine kinase activity. The record is from RefSeq and is a predicted model, not a curated record. NCBI's taxonomy places the organism in Eukaryota, Metazoa, Chordata, Actinopteri, Perciformes, Percidae. The transcript is spliced from 11 exons. Bases 207 to 1709 code for a protein of 500 amino acids. Gene Ontology annotation, biological process: regulation of MAPK cascade; intracellular signal transduction; protein tetramerization.